Messenger RNA from Pseudovirgaria hyperparasitica, 465 nucleotides. RefSeq lists its product as uncharacterized. The record is from RefSeq and is a predicted model, not a curated record. Bases 1 to 465 code for a protein of 154 amino acids. The transcript is spliced from 4 exons. Lineage: Eukaryota; Fungi; Ascomycota; Dothideomycetes; Acrospermales; Acrospermaceae.
AUGUACAGCAUCUGCAUCUAUGAGUCUAAACGUCAAGGCGGCCGAACGACCAAACGACCGAAGCUCGAUGCCUACUACGCGCAAUUUGUAGGCUUUGCUCAGAUCGCCGUUGAGGGCAUGCAUGCGCUUGCUCUUGCACACGACAGGCGCAAUACUGAGUGGGAAGGCAGUCUCACCGAUGCCGCAUUUGAAUCUAAUAGCAAAAAUGCGCCAAUCAACCUUCUCGAGUCUACACCCACGGCAAUCUUCUCAGAAUUCUUCUCAGACAAUGUUGUUUUCACUCAAGUGGCAGCUCGGGAUAGUACAGCUUUCGCAAUAACUAACAAUCAGCAAGUCUAUGAAUGCAGAACCUUUCGAGACAACGAAUGCAAGACAGGAUUCAUUGCUAGUCAUGGGUUAGUCAAUAACAAUGGCAAGAUAUUUGCUCAGGGUCAAGGGAGUAAAGUCGGCCGGGUCGACGUGUGA